AUGACGGUGAAGAAGGCGACCCGCUCGGGCGGAUACGCCGCAAUCGUCUCGAGGCAGAAACUGCAUAGCUCAAACCAGCAAAUUGACAUGACGGCCGUCAGUAAGUCAGCCCCGCUUCAAACAUACAACAUCACCGUUUGCUUCAACGAAAAGGACCAACUGCAGUUGCUCACGAAGGAGGAAACAAAAGACGACGACAAACAAAAACAGAUCAAGGAGUACAACGAUUUCGCAACGAGCAGAUACGAGAACAUCGCAAUAGACGACAUAGCGAACUGCGUCAACAUAGAGAACUAUCCCAACUGCGACAGGACUCUAGUCUUCUACGUGAAUAGGAACAUUAACGCGGAGGCCAUCGCGAUCAGGUUCGAGAACGAGCAGGACUUCAAGAGGAUAUACUUCACCUACAAAUACUUCAAGAUGCGCAACAGGCUGACGAAGAACACGGGCUACACUAGCAGCGAAAAUCUGUUCUCGAAAAAGCGCACCGCAGACCUGUUCAAGGGCAGGAAGAACAGCAUCGAGGAUUACGGUUACGACAAAGCGCGGUCUGGCUUCGACGUGCUGAAGACGACCGACAGCGAUGGCCUGACCCACAUGUCGGUGCAACAGAAGGGCUCCAAUCGGUUCGAGCAGCCGCUCAGCCUGAUCGGUUUCAGAAACGAGAGCACAGACACUGGCGAGAUCGACAGCAUAAUUUACACCGACGUCGACAUCCCGACAAAGCCGGAGAGGAAGAGGUUUUUCCACAAGAAGGCCAAGGCGCCCUCGCCGCCACUCCUGCCGAGCAAAGACGCCCCUAAAGUGCUCAGGGGUGAAUUGUGUCAGGGUGAAUGUGGAGAGAGCGCCGGACGUUAUACCGAAAGACAA
Iphiclides podalirius (scarce swallowtail) is the source of this 870-nucleotide messenger RNA. The record is from the annotation of a GenBank genome assembly. NCBI's taxonomy places the organism in Eukaryota, Metazoa, Arthropoda, Insecta, Lepidoptera, Papilionidae.